AAUUGGACACACGGAAGUGGCUUCCAAGCAUCACAUUCCAAAGCUGCAACAUCUACUCUUCCUCUUCAGUCUGCUGCUGCUCCUGCUGCAAACUUCAUAGAAUGAACACUGCAAAAAGAGCUGCUCAGCUUCUCUCAACUCAGAACAUCAGGUCCCUCUUUGACUCUGUUGAAGCCUUUCUCUUUGACUGUGAUGGUGUUAUUUGGAAAGGUGAUAAACUCAUUGAUGGGGUCUCUCAAACAUUGGACUGGCUUCGUUCUAAGGGAAAGAAACUUGUUUUUGUGACCAACAAUUCAUUAAAAUCAAGAAUCCAAUAUGCCAAGAAGUUCCAUUCACUUGGAAUCUCUGUUGCUGAGGAUGAGAUAUUCUCCUCCUCUUUCGCGGCGGCGAUGUACUUAAAAGUCAAUAACUUUCCUCAGGAAAAGAAGGUUUAUGUGAUAGGCGGGGAAGGUAUAUUGGAAGAGCUACAGCUCGCGGGAUAUACAGGUCUUGGUGGCCCUGAAGAUGGUGAAAAACGAGUAGAGCUGAAACCAAAUUCCCUCUUUGAACAUGAUAAGAGUGUUGGAGCGGUUGUGGUUGGAAUAGACCCACGCAUCAACUAUUACAAGCUUCAGUAUGGAACCUUAUGCAUACGUGAGAAUCCUGGUUGCCUUUUUAUUGCUACGAAUCGUGAUGCGGUGGGACAUAUGACUGAUUUACAGGAGUGGCCUGGUGCGGGCAGUAUGGUUGCUGCCAUGUGCGGUUCAACAGAAAGAGAGCCUAUUGUAGUUGGAAAACCAUCAACAUUUAUGAUGGACUUCUUAUUACAAAAGUUUCACAUCAAUACCUCCAAAAUGUGUAUGGUGGGUGAUAGAUUAGAUACUGAUAUAUUAUUUGGACAAAAUGCUGGCUGCAAAACUCUCCUAGUUCUUUCAGGCGUAACAACUCAAACCACUCUUCGAGAUCCAUCAAACAGUGUCCAGCCAGAUUAUUAUACAAGCCAGGUGUCUGACUUGCUUCACUUGCUGGGACCAUAACCUCAUUAUUCGCCUGCCGGUCAUUCGUACCAGCAUGUUAACAGUGCUGGUAGUCAAUUCCUAUUUUGACUCUAUUAAAUCUCAGAGUUACUGAACGUUUUUACUGGCGUUUUCUCACCUUUGAUGCCACUUUCUCAGCAUUUGAGAAAAAUAAUAAUGCUAUCACCGUGUUGUUUCUGGCUUGCAAAGCUAUGUAGCAGAAACACUUAUAAAUGCUUAUUCAUAGAACACUUUAAGUUCUUAAUUACAA
Populus trichocarpa (black cottonwood) is the source of this 1266-nucleotide messenger RNA. RefSeq names its product phosphoglycolate phosphatase 2. The record is from RefSeq and is a predicted model, not a curated record. Gene Ontology annotation, molecular function: phosphatase activity. NCBI's taxonomy places the organism in Eukaryota, Viridiplantae, Streptophyta, Magnoliopsida, Malpighiales, Salicaceae. The transcript is spliced from 10 exons. The coding region runs from base 102 to 1016 and encodes 304 amino acids.